Arabidopsis thaliana (thale cress) is the source of this 1632-nucleotide messenger RNA. It is a transcript of the gene IVD, whose product is annotated as isovaleryl-CoA-dehydrogenase. Gene Ontology annotation, molecular function: flavin adenine dinucleotide binding; acyl-CoA dehydrogenase activity; 3-methylbutanoyl-CoA dehydrogenase activity. Gene Ontology annotation, biological process: L-leucine catabolic process. Bases 196 to 1425 code for a protein of 409 amino acids. NCBI's taxonomy places the organism in Eukaryota, Viridiplantae, Streptophyta, Magnoliopsida, Brassicales, Brassicaceae. The transcript is spliced from 15 exons. The record is from RefSeq and is marked reviewed. Gene Ontology annotation, cellular component: mitochondrion.
AUUGCUCAUAUCUUCUUCUCAAUUCCAAUUUUGUAAUCCUUAUCUCAAAUUAAUUUCUAUUUUUAUAACUACUUAAUCUCAAUUAGAAGAAGCCUGCUCUCUAAUAACAAAAAAAAAAAGCCGUUUGGGAUUUCUUUUACACGAACACAUUCUUCCGAUCUUUCUUGUUUUUAACUUACCGGUAAUAACGAAGAUAUGCAGAGGUUUUUCUCCGCCAGAUCGAUUCUCGGUUACGCCGUCAAGACGCGGAGGAGGUCUUUCUCUUCUCGUUCUUCGUCUCUCCUAUUCGACGACACUCAGUUACAGUUUAAAGAAAGUGUAUCCAAGUUUGCGCAAGAUAAUAUCGCUCCUCAUGCAGAAAGAAUUGAUAAAACUAAUUCAUUUCCAAAGGAUGUAAACUUAUGGAAGCUAAUGGGUGAGUUUAAUCUCCAUGGAAUCACUGCGCCAGAGGAAUAUGGAGGGCUAGGUCUUGGUUACUUGUAUCAUUGUAUUGCAAUGGAGGAAAUCAGUCGGGCCUCGGGUUCAGUUGCUUUGUCUUAUGGUGCUCAUUCCAACCUUUGCAUCAAUCAAUUGGUGAGGAAUGGAACUGCAGCCCAAAAGGAAAAGUAUUUGCCAAAGCUUAUCAGUGGAGAGCAUGUUGGUGCUCUUGCAAUGAGUGAACCUAAUGCUGGUUCAGAUGUUGUUGGCAUGAAAUGCAAGGCUGAGAAGGUAGAUGGUGGUUAUAUACUAAAUGGCAACAAGAUGUGGUGCACUAAUGGUCCAUCUGCUGAAACACUGGUUGUUUACGCGAAAACUGAUACAAAAGCAGGUUCCAAAGGAAUCACGGCUUUCAUCAUAGAGAAAGGAAUGACCGGAUUCAGUACUGCUCAGAAAUUGGACAAACUAGGAAUGCGGGGAAGCGAUACGUGUGAGCUUGUUUUUGAGAAUUGCUUCGUUCCAGAGGAAAAUAUUCUAGACAAGGAAGGAAAAGGAGUGUAUGUUCUGAUGUCAGGUCUGGAUUUGGAGAGACUUGUUUUAGCAGCUGGGCCCUUAGGGAUCAUGCAGGCAUGCCUCGACAAUGUUCUUCCCUAUAUUCGCCAGAGAGAACAAUUUGGUCGUCCAGUUGGGGAAUUUCAGUUUAUACAGGGUAAAGUUGCUGAUAUGUACACUGCAUUACAAUCUUCAAGGUCAUACGUUUACUCUGUUGCGAGGGACUGUGACAAUGGGAAAGUUGACCCAAAGGACUGCGCCGGAACUAUUCUUUGUGCGGCCGAGAGAGCAACGCAGGUCGCUUUACAGGCGAUACAAUGUUUAGGCGGAAAUGGAUACAUAAACGAAUAUGCAACAGGACGCCUUCUAAGAGAUGCAAAGCUAUAUGAAAUCGGUGCAGGGACAAGCGAGAUCAGAAGGAUUGUCAUCGGUCGCGAGCUUUUCAAAGAAGAAUAGAGAUAAGUCUGUUUUCUGCAUUGCCAAUGCGACAUUUUCAUUCUGUACACGUAUAUAUAAUUCACAGUGUCCUUAAUAACCUCACAAUAAGAAAAAUAGCUUCAAGCAAUCCUCUAGAAACCAUAUCAAUUAUUAGUCACAUUAUGUGUGACAUGUUAUCACGAUACCAGCAUGCCAAUCUAACACUGACACUUCUGGUUAAACUUA